This is a messenger RNA of Closterium sp. Yama58-4, 1167 nucleotides long. The record is from the annotation of a GenBank genome assembly. Lineage: Eukaryota; Viridiplantae; Streptophyta; Zygnematophyceae; Desmidiales; Closteriaceae.
AUGGGGGCCCCGGGCAGGGGUUUGGGCGCGGAGGGGGGUUUGAAGGCGGGUUCCAUCCUGGCGCAGGGUUUGGGGGGCGAGGGGAGUAUGGGGGACGGGGGGAGUAUGGCGGAAGGGGGGACUAUGGUGGCGGGCGGGGCGGAGAUUUCGGUGGCAGAGGCGGGUUCUUUGAUGUCAUCCCCCCUCAUUCCCAACACCCCUGCCUUGUAUGCAGCGCGCAGGAUGCAGCGCAGAGGGAUGCAGAGGCGAACGGUGGACUACAGCGCCACGGUGGCGCUCUAUCUGCACGAACGCGCACGCCAGUGGGACGCACGUCACACCUCUCACCUCCUGCCCACCUCCUCCGCCUCGCUCAAGCUGCUCCCCUGCAUGGCCUACGAGGACCGCCCAGCAGCCAGCAUCGCGUCUCGCUUUGUGCACGCCUCCACCAACAAGAUCCGCUGCCCCAUCAACCAAGUCGUGUGGACGCCCACAGGGCGGCGGCUGCUGACAGGGUCACAGAGCGGCGAGUUCACGCUGUGGAACGGGCUGUCCUUCAACUUCGAAAUGCUCAUGCAGGCUCAUCAGGUGGCGGUGAGGAGCAUGGUGUGGAGCCACAACGGCAACUGGCUGGUGUCAGGGGACGACUCAGGAUGCAUCAAGUACUUCCAGACCAAUCUGCGCAUGAUGAAGGAGAAUGCCACCGCCCACAAGGAGUCCGUGCAGGGCGUCAGCUUUUCAAGCUCCGAUCUCAAGUUCUGCUCGUGCUCUGACGACACGGCAGUGAAGGUGUGGGACUUUGCGCGCUGCCAGGACGAGGUCACCCUCGCAGGCCACCGCUGGAACGUGCUGUGUGUCGACUGGCACCCCUUCAACUCCCUCAUCGUCUCGGGUGGCAAGGACACACACUCAAAGCUCUGGGAUGCACGCACAGGACGGGAAGUAUGCACCCUGUAUGGGCACAAGCGCACGGUGCGGUCAGUGGCUUGGAACCAGAACGGCAACUGGCUCGCCUCGUCCUCAGACGACCAGCUAGUGAAGCUGUACGACAUUCGCACGCUCAAGGAGAUGGAGACGUUCAAGGGUCACACGAAAGAGGUGUCGUCCAUAGCAUGGCAUCCCGUGCACGAGGACCUGCUCGCCAGUGGCGGCUCUGACGGGAGCAUUCUCUUCUGGCUUGUGGGGUGA